AUGUCAAAACGGGUGACGCUUUUUGAACCUCCGCUGCUGGACUCGUCCAAGGCGCAGAUCGAGAACGUGCUGGAGCUAACGCCGGUGGUUGACAUUGGGCCUGAUGUUUUCACCAACACCCGUCCCCUCUGGCAUCCUCCAGGAGCCCGAGGAAUUUACGGCGGUGCCGCAAUCGCGCAGUGUCUUGCUGCCGCGAUGCGGACCGUCCCCGCCGACUUCGCAGUCCACAGCAUGCACUGCUACUUUGUCCUCGCCGGAGACUCUGAAAUCCCUAUCUUAUACCACGUUGAACGAGUGCGCGAUGGGCGAAGCUUUAUUACACGAACGGUCCAGGCAAGGCAGCGCGGCCGGCCCAUCUUCACAACCACCCUGAGUUUCAGUAAAGCAAAUACCGGAGGGAAAAAGAAGCUCCAACACGCUUCGUCAAUGCCUCCGGUUCCCCUCCCGGCGCCGCCGAAGCCUAGCGAGACACGAUUCAACCCGAACGGCGGUGGGCCGUUUGAAUCAGCCCGUGACGAAAUAAUUAAUCGCGACUCCAAACCCGAAGACAAAAGGAUCAGACGCUGGGUGCGAUGUAAGGGAAAGAUCUCGGACGCCGGAGCCCAGCAUGCCCACCUGUCAGCUCUCGCAUACAUUACGGAUAGCUUCUUCAUUGGCACCGUCUCCCGGGUACACAACAUCCCGCGAUUCUCGUCCGCAGCAGAGCUGCAGAGGGCGUUGAAGGCUCUGAAGAAUCCAUCCGAUCUCGACGAUGAGGAUAUUGUACGAGCCCUGAAAGAGCUGAAGGAGGAAGAGGCGGCAGAUUUACAGCGCCGGCUGGAGGGCGCUUUAAGUAAGCUCGAAGACCGCAAAAAGAAAGAAGACCACAAGGAGAUCGGGAUGAUGGUCAGCCUGGACCAUACCAUCUACUUCCAUAAUCCUUGGAAGUUCCGGGCGGACGAAUGGAUGCUAACGGAGAUGGAGAGCCCCUGGGCUGGUGAGGGGAGGGGUCUUGUCCUGCAGAAGAUUUGGGCUAAGGACGGGACCUUGAUCGCCACAUGCACCCAAGAGGGAGUCGUAAGGCUCAAACAGGACGAGCCGAUUCGCGCGAAGAUCUAG
Aspergillus mulundensis is the source of this 1098-nucleotide messenger RNA. RefSeq lists its product as uncharacterized. Gene Ontology annotation, cellular component: peroxisomal matrix. The record is from RefSeq and is a predicted model, not a curated record. Lineage: Eukaryota; Fungi; Ascomycota; Eurotiomycetes; Eurotiales; Aspergillaceae. Bases 1 to 1098 code for a protein of 365 amino acids. Gene Ontology annotation, biological process: fatty acid catabolic process; acyl-CoA metabolic process. Gene Ontology annotation, molecular function: fatty acyl-CoA hydrolase activity. The transcript is spliced from 4 exons.